Raphanus sativus (radish) is the source of this 1220-nucleotide messenger RNA. RefSeq names its product nitrile-specifier protein 5. Gene Ontology annotation, cellular component: cytosol; nucleus. The transcript is spliced from 2 exons. NCBI's taxonomy places the organism in Eukaryota, Viridiplantae, Streptophyta, Magnoliopsida, Brassicales, Brassicaceae. Gene Ontology annotation, molecular function: enzyme regulator activity; protein binding. Bases 126 to 1100 code for a protein of 324 amino acids. The record is from RefSeq and is a predicted model, not a curated record. Gene Ontology annotation, biological process: nitrile biosynthetic process.
UUGUGGUGAUGUGAUACCACGUUUGCCUAUAUAAACUACACGCAACACAAACAUCAAAAAGUCACAACAAUUCUUUCAUCAACCAAACCAAACCAAAAAAAAAGUUAUCUUCUUUGCUGCGAAUAAUGAGUCCUGUGGCUGAGAACAAAUGGGUUAAGGUGGGCCAGAAAGGAGCAGGUCCAGGACCAAGAAGCUCACACGCAAUCACCGUCGUGGGGAACAAAGUCUAUUGCUUUGGCGGCGAGCUCAAACCCACGAUCCACAUCGACAACGACCUCUACGUCUUCGAUCUCGAGACUCGAGAAUGGUCCAUAGCCCCCGCGACGGGGGUCGCUCCUUUCCCCUGUUUCGGAGUCUCCAUGGUCCCCAUCGGCACCACCAUCUACGUCUACGGCGGCCGCGACGACUCUCGCAAAUACAACGGCUUGCAUGCUUACGACACGGUGACGAACAAGUGGGAGCUCCUGUCUCCCGUCGACGAAGGGCUUCCCGGUCGGAGCUACCACUCUAUGGCCGGCGACGACCGGAAAGUUUACGUCUUUGGCGGUGUUACGGCCAACGGGCGUGUGAACACGCUGCAUGCUUACGACGUGGUUGAUCGGAAGUGGGUUGAGUAUCCGGCGGCUGGGGAGGCUUGCAAGGGGAGGGGAGCGCCGGGGCUUGUGGUCGUGGACGGGAAAGUUUGGGUUUUGUUUGGUUUCGACGGUAAUGAAUUGGGUGAUAUCCAUUGCUUUGAUCUGGCUAGUGGUCGGUGGACCGCCGUGGAGACGACCGGGGAUGUGCCUCCGGCGAGAAGCGUGUUUCCGGCGGUUUCUUCAGGGAAGUAUAUUGUGAUAUAUGGUGGGGAGGAAGAGCCGCAUGUGCUGAUGCAUAUGGGAGCUGGGAAGUUGUCUGGAGAUGUUUAUAGGUUUGAUACGGAGACGUUGGUGUGGGAGAAGGUUUUGGAUGGUAGCACUGAUGAGGGAGACAAGAAGCCGAGCCCGCGCGGGUGGUGCGCGUUUGCUGUUGCGGUGGUGAAUGGUGAGAGAGGUUUGUUGGUUCACGGUGGGAAUAGUCCGACCAACGAGAGGCUUGAUGAUAUGGUGUUUUGGGGUUUCUAGUUUUGUCAUAAUUGUCAGUUAUCAUGAGUGAGUUGCUUUUGUGGCUUUGUCGUAUGUAAACUGAUUAGUGUUUGUUGUUUUAAGGAGUUUGGUGUUUUAAUAAUAAAGAUAUUGUUGUGA